CCCUUCCUGGAAGGCGACACCGUCCCGGGCCGUUGCAUUUGUGAGAGAGAGCCAAGGCAGUAUCCUCCAAAGGUUGGGCCUGGGCCACCCUUUCUCCGGCUUCUCAAGGGCUGGAGGCGGCGUCACCAGUUACUUCCAGGGCAAGAGGGAAAGCAGUUAUUACCUCAGUGGGCCCUGGAAAGGUCCUAGAAGUGGUUGAAUUGCCCACGGCCUGCCCUAACCUGAUCUCCGGUGUUUUGUGUAUUUAUUAGGGACUCCAAGCUCUAGCAGACCUGCCUGAAGUGUUUUAAAGCACAUUUUCUUUUUGAAAAGAAACCUGUUGCUGCAGCUUAGCGCAUCUGUUCUCUGUGUCCAUGUGGGAGGAGAAUCCUGGCACCCUCAUCUAGUGAAAUGUUACCUAAAGCAAAGAUUUGCAGCCCUGGGUUGUUUUUUCCGUCCUGCAGUGUUUUUAGUUACUUCGAAGGAAUUUGCAAAACUGUUACAGAUAAUUUCAGUUCUUUUUGAUUUUUUGUAAAUGUUGUGCCUAUUUUAUGGAGUGAUAAAGCCUGCUGAGUGCGUUUCGUGCUGUGUGCUUCACAUGUAUUGCAUUUGGGAAAGGUUGGAAAUCAAAGGCCAGGGGGAGGUCUUGUCCAUUGGAAAUAAUCUCUGCUCUUGGCUGUACCUGUCAGACACUGCUUGGUAAUGGUCUUCACUUUAGAGCUUGAAAGAGGAUGUGGGUUUGCAUCUGGUGUUGCAGUUUUAGUGGCCUCAAUAAAGUAAGGCUUUGUGCUCGAAGGCAGUAGGUUUUCUGAGGUGAGAUAAAAAUAGAAAGGGAACCAGUUUCUGAGGUUGCAACCAGGAGGUUCGAGAACAGAGAGGGGGUGGUAAACUGAAGUGUGAAGAAGGGGGUGGACAGGUGAGAGAGAUGUGGAAGGACAGAAUGGGGUCACAGAAAGGAUGGGGUGUAGAGAAACUAAGAAAUAGAAUUAGAAGAUCGGAAAAAUAUUCUUCCCUUAAAAAUAAAGGGAUAUGGCCAGACAUGGUGGCUCACGCCUGUAAUCCCAGCACUUGGGGAGGCCGAGGCCGGAGGAUUGCUUGAGGCCAGGAGUUCAAGACUAGACUGGCCAACGUAGCAAAACCCCAUCUCUACUGUAAAUACAAAAAUUAGCCAAGCAUGGUGGACGCCUGUAAUCCCAGCUACUGGGAGGCUGUGGCACGAGAAUCGCUUGAAACUGGGAGGCAGAGGUUGCAGUGAGCCCAGAUCACGCCACUGCAUUUCAGCCUGGGUGAUUGAGUGAGACCCUGUCUCAAAAAUAAAAAUAAAAUAAAAAAAUAAAAGGGUCCCCAUAUUUUAAGUGGAGGUUACCAGACAAGUGCCAAGAAAGGUGGUAGAUGGUAGACAGAGAAGUAAGCAAGCUUUCUUUUGACAGAGAAGUAAUAAGUAAGGCUGUCUUUGGAAUUUCACUGAAGAACUUCAGUUUUAUAUGAGGAUUUCCCCCUUGCACAUUCAUUAAAUACCAGGUUUUUUUAGUAUAGAACUUUUAGGUUUAGAGUACUUUCAUAAACAUCCUCUUUUUUCUCAUGAUAGUCUGUUUGAAGUUAACAGUAUUUACCCCCUUUUUAGAUGCAUGUUCUCAUCUGUAUUGAAGUUCAGAGACUUGAAGUGAAUUGCUGAGGUCCAGUACCUCUAUAAAGGAUAGUUCAGUGAACAUUAAUUUGCAUAAUUUGCCUGAUAUUUCAGAUAUCUACCUAGUCUGGUCUUUAGUGACAAUAUGGUUGAGUGCUGGAUUAAACUAGAUAAGAGUAGAGUAUAUUAGAUAAUUUCAAGCAGAGUCUAGGGGAAAUUCCCUACCAGUUUAGCACUCUUUUUUCCUACCGUUCCUAUGCUUUUUUUUUUUUUUUUUUUUUUGAGAUGGAGUCUCGCUCUGUCACCCAGGCUGGAGUGCAGUGGUGCGAUCUCAGUUCACUGCAACCUCUGCUUCCUGGGUUCCAGCGAUUCUCCUGCUUCAGCCUCCCAAGUAGCUGGGAUUACAGGCAUGCACCACACACCUGGCUAAUCUUUGUAUUUUUAGUAGAGACAGGGUUUCACCAUGUUGGCCAGGCUGGUCUUGAACUCCUGACCUCAGGUGAUCCGCCCACCUCAGCCUCCCAAAGUGCUGGGAUUACAGGAAUCAGCCUCUGCGCCUGGCCCUAUGCUUCUCUUAAGACUCCAGGGAUCGGGGCAAUGAUGGUGGUGGGGUGAAAUAAUAACUAUGGCCACCAGUUAUUUGUCUCUUACGUCAUGCCUCUAGUGUGCCACAUUUAUGUUCACGAUCUCAUUUAAUUCUUGCCACAACCCUAUCAGGAAGGUGGGAGUCAAUCAUUUUGACAAGUCUCCUGAAAGGAACAGCUAGCAGGAACUGAAACCUUUUUCCAUUUGGUCUCGUGGCAAAGGCAGAGAUUGCUCCAGCAGCUCCACACAAAAUGAUGUGCUCACGGGUGCCCUCUGAACAGUCUUCUGGUACCUCUCUCUUGCCUAAAGACGGUGCCCCAUUUUCUUGGGAUUGCUUGGAUGAGGAUGGAUUGGAUGACUCCUUGCUGGAGCUGUCAGAGGGAGAAGAAGAUGAUGGUGAUGUAAAUUACACAGAGGAAGAGAUUGAUGCACUGUUGAAGGAAGAUGACCCAUCAUAUGAGCAGUCUUCUGGGGAAGAUGAUGGUGGGCAUGUUGAGAAGGGAGAAAGAGGGAGUCAAAUUCUACUUGAUACUCCCCAAGAGAAAAAUUCAUCGUACAGCCUGGGACCAGUAGCUGAGACUCCUGACCUCUUCAAACUACCUCAGCUAAGUACAUCAAGUGGUCAUGGACCAGCUCAUACUAAACCAUUAAACAGACGCUCUGUACUAGAAAAGAAUCUUAUAAAAGUAACUGUUGCACCAUUUAAUCCAACAGUUUGUGAUGCUCUGCUUGAUAAGGAUGAGACUGAUUCAUCCAAAGAUACUGAAAAACUCUCUUCCCUUGGAGAAGAGAUGAGAGAAGAUGGUCUUAGCCCAAAUGAAAGCAAACUUUGUACUGAAUCUGAAGGGAUCAGCCCCAAUAACUCUGCCUGGAAUGGGCCCCAGCUCUCUUCUUCAAACAAUAACUUUCAACAGACUGUCUCUGAUAAAAAUAUGCCUGACAGUGAGAACCCUACGUCUGUAUUCUCUCGGAUCUCAGACCAUUCAGAGACUCCUAAUAUGGAGUUAUCCUGCAGAAAUGGUGGUUCACACAAGUCAAGUUGUGAAAUGAGAUCUCUGGUCGUUUCCACCUCAUCAAACAAACAGGAUGUUCUUAACAAGGAUUCUGGGAAGAUGAAAGGCCAUGAGAGAAGACUAGGCAAAGUCAUUCCUGUUCUACAAACUAAGACCAGGACUAAUGUUCCAACGUUUUCACAGUCAAAUCUAGAACAGCAGAAGCAGCUUUACCUCAGGAGUGUCAUUGCUCAUAUAGAAGACCCAGAGGACACUAACCAAGGUGUCUCAGGGGAGCUUUGUGCCUUGAUGGAUCAAGUUCAUCAUAUGCAGCACUCAAAAUGGCAGCAUCCUUCGGACCUCACCACGCGAAACUACGCCCGCCGACAGAAACAUCUGCAAAGAUACAGUCUGACUCAGUGGGUUGACAGGAACAUGCGAAGCCACCAUCGGUUCCAGCGUCUCCCAGACUUCUCGUACAGUUAAUUUGUGUCAUCCCAUCAGCAGUGAAGGUCCCUAUCCAGGGUCCUGCUUGGAGCAGCAUUUCAUGUUCUUUUGCUGUUUUGUGCUUUUGCCGAUUUUGGAUUUUAUUUUUCACAAGAUUUUUAUUUAAAAAACUGGUCACCUUUUGGAAAUGCCCAUUGCCGACUUGAAUUUUUUUGUAUGAAGUCUCUCCUGAUUUUGUGUGUGUGUGUCUGUGUUUAAGCAAGCGUUCGGUUGGUAUAGUUUUUUUUGUUUUUUUAAUUUAAAUUGAAGGUAGCUGCCUCCUGAAAGCCAGCAUUAAGCCAGAACACCCAGGUUCAAGCAAAAGACCCACCUCUCUGCAGAGGCAAAGUCUACUUUCUGGUACCUCAAAGAAAUCAUUGUUCAAUCUUCCAUAAGGAAGAGAUUCUUUACCAGGCUGUGAGCCAGUGUUAGAUAACUUGUGAAUGGAUAUAAGUUACUUUUAACAACCCCUCUUACUUUUUUAUUUGAAUCCUCUGAAUACCUGUCAGUAUUUUAAAGUUGGCAAUCCAGGACAUUAUAAGUAGGAUGGAGCAGGAGAAGAAUCCUAUUGAAAGGACAAAUUAAAAUAGUAAAUCCUCUCCUCUCCCUUCUGUAUGUACUAGCUGCCUUGAUUUUUUUUUUGUGGGGGGGGGGGGGGAUUUUUUCAUUCCUUAUUGAACUUAUUUUGCACAAUAGUGUUUACAAAUCUUAUACAUCUUACUUUGACAGAAGACUUAUAAUACCUUGUGGUCUUGAGACUGGUUGUCUCCUUUGCCUUUCUUCAAGGAUUUUCCUUUUUCUUUUUACCCCCCAGUUACCACUCUGCUCUUUAGGAUUCUAGUGGCAGUAUUCUUGUAACCUGUUAGACGUGGAUAUGCCUCUUCAGGAUGGCCUCCUUGCUGUCUUUAUUGAAGAGCUGCCCACCCAGAGUCUUGACUCUAGGGCAGGCUAGUGCUAUUGUGGUGUCAGUUGAUAUUUAGUUUCAUUUGCUGAACCCCAAAUUUGAGUGUUAGUUAGGGAGCCUCCAUUCUCUGGGAGAGUGUGGAAAGGCACUCUUUUUUCUCCAUAUUAGUUAACAAGAGGUGUCUUUAGGCCCUGGAUGUUACCAUCUCAUUUGGUCAAGCCCCUGAUACCUAGUUUCACAUGGAUGCUAACGUGGAUGUAAUAUAGUUGUGACAGCCUAUGCACAAAAGCAUUACCUGAUCUUAAGGUUUGGUAUUCUAACCAAAGUUGACAGACUGUGCGUCUGUCUUAAUGGAUGUCUUAGGAGUUGGUUAUUCUCUCUUUUUUUUUUGAGACGGAGUUUCGCUGUUGUUGCCCAGGCUGGAGUGCAAUGGCGUAUCUCCGCUCACCACAACCUCCGCCUCCUGGGUUCAAGGGAUUCUCCUGUCUUAGCCUCCCGAGUAGCUGUGAUUACAGGCAUGUGCCACCAUGCCUGGCUAAUUUCGUAUUUUUUAGUAGAGACAGGAUUUCUCCAUGUUGGUCAGGCUGGUCUUGAACUCCUGACCUCAGGUGAUCUGCCCACCUCGGCCUCCUAAAGUGCUGGGAUUACAGGCAUGAGCCACUGCACCCGGCCGGUUAUUCUCUCUUUACAGAUAGCUAUAGACAUCAUUUUAGGAAGUGUUGCAGUCUGGCAUUUGUGCUAUUGUUCAUUCUCUGUGAAGACUGUUCAUAGUUGCUAUAGCCUGUGUUUAGUUUUGUGAUUUCAUCAAUCCCAUCUUUCUGUGUGAGUAAUGCAUUCUAAACAUCCUACCCCACUUUAGAAACGGACGUGGGGAAAGCUUGGUCAUUUAAGCCAACAAUAAAUUUGGGUGAAUGUCCUUAAGUGUUUACUGUUUUUAUCCAGUCAAGGAUUUGCUUUUCCUUGAACAUUUGGUUUAAAUUCUGGGGUCAAAAUGCAAAGGAGAAGUUCUAUUCAAAGGCAGUAGUUGAAAUCUAUUACUUUAGUUAGCCUACUUGGCAUUUACUACAUCGGUCACUUCUCCAGGCUGCCCUAAAUUAGGUUGAUGGAGUGAGACAUGCCAAACAUCCACCUUUGGGACCAUAGCAUAGUUAAAAUUAAAUGUAGUUGGAAUAGCUAGCAUUGCAGCUACAGUAGGGAACUGUAGUCUAGUUCCCUACAGAAAACCCAAGGAGUGAAGGGACAGGAUUUUGCCUAGGCAAAAAUCUAAGACUCAUGCCCUCCUGGUACAUGGGGUUUUAAGACUGAAUGUGUAAUAGGAGCACUGCCUUUGCCAAAUCAAAUGAGUGACAGGUUAACUAGAAAAUGUGACAAUCACAUUUCCUCUUAGCUCAAAUAAUUCUGUUUUUCCAAAGCUUUAGCAGCUUAAUUAAAUCUGUUGGACUGGGGGAGGAGAGAGCUGUUCUCUAGUGGUUAACAUGGUAUUCUUUAAGAAGAAAAAACAAAGCCAAAGAAAACUCAUUAUCUGGCAUGUUCGCCUUAAAGAUGGUAGUGGGUAGAAUCUGGAGUUUUCAUCUCUUUUCAAAGCUGCAUAUCUCUUAUAUUUGGUGUUGGCCUCUAAGUCUAAUAUUGCAGUUGGAAUUCUUGCUGUAUUAUUUUUUAAGCAAGUGUUAUGUGCAUUUAACUGCUUUCUUCAUCCAUGACGACAUUCCCACCAUGGGGUCUUGACAAAGCAGAGUAAAAAUAUGCUGUUUACAUUGUUUACUUACAAGUAAGGAGCCUGAAAUAACCUGUAGUUUCUAAUGCAGGCCCUGAUUUACUGGCGUUGUCAGUUUCAAUUAUGAAACUGAAGUUUGGUGCCUCCUCUUUAUCAUGUUUUUUCCCUUGUAGCAGUUGUGUUUAAUGUCAUUAAAAAGAAAUAAAAGUUCUUUUGUCAGUGA
This is a messenger RNA of Pan troglodytes (chimpanzee), 6510 nucleotides long. It is a transcript of the gene S100PBP, whose product is annotated as S100P binding protein. The record is from RefSeq and is a predicted model, not a curated record. Gene Ontology annotation, molecular function: calcium-dependent protein binding. Lineage: Eukaryota; Metazoa; Chordata; Mammalia; Primates; Hominidae. Bases 2443 to 3669 code for a protein of 408 amino acids. The transcript is spliced from 7 exons.